Messenger RNA from Formica exsecta, 1731 nucleotides. RefSeq lists its product as uncharacterized. The transcript has a single exon. Gene Ontology annotation, molecular function: nucleic acid binding. NCBI's taxonomy places the organism in Eukaryota, Metazoa, Arthropoda, Insecta, Hymenoptera, Formicidae. The record is from RefSeq and is a predicted model, not a curated record. Gene Ontology annotation, biological process: DNA integration. Bases 1 to 1731 code for a protein of 576 amino acids.
AUGCAAUGUGGCACCACAUUCCCGGCCGACUGCGCUUCACGAGGACUGUCACCAAAGGAGUUGGUGAACCACCCGCUCUGGUGGCAAGGCCCGACUUGGCUGCGGGCGGAGGCAGGAAGCUGGCCGACCGCUUGGGACCACGACGGCGAGAGCGAGCUCCCCGAGCAGCGCUCCUGGACGCACGCCGCUACGACUACCAAGGAUGAGAGCCAGGAGCCCGAGAUGCUGAGCCAAUACUCUACCCUUCAUCGGCUAUUACGAGUCACGGCCUGGUGUCGUCGCUGGCGAUGCCGACCCUUGGUGAGAUUGGCUCCCGAAGAACGGGCCAAUCCUGCCGCCCCGCGAGUCCUUAGGGCCUCCGAGGUCGAGGAGGCGCGCCUGACCUGGAUUCGAGCCGUGCAAGCUGUGAACUUUAAGGAGGAGUUAGCGGCUAUCGCUAAGGGCAAUUCUCCACCUACACGCAGUACACUUACCCCGUUAACUCCUUUCAGAGACACCCAGAGAAUCCUCAGAGUCGGCGGGCGGAUCAAACACUCCCUCCUCUCUUUUGAUGCCAAACACCCAAUCAUCUUGCCGGGAAGAUCAACCUUCACGCGUCUCGUCAUCGAAGCAUGCCAUCGACGGACCUUACAUGGGGGCGUGCAGCUGACUCUGGGCUCCAUCCGCCAAGACUAUUGGAUCCCCCGCGGGCGAGCGCUCGUCAAAGGCUGCAUCCACCGCUGCUUGACGUGCCUGCGAUGGCGGGCGGCGACUCUGCAACCACUCAUGGGAGACCUUCCUCGACCCCGAGUGACACCAGCUCGGCCCUUUCUCCACACAGGUGUCGACUACGCCGGGCCAAUGUGGUUGCGCACCUCCAAGGGCCGAGGGCAGCGCGCGACUAAGGCCUUCCUGGUGGUUUUCGUCUGCCUCAGCACCCGCGCAGUCCACCUCGAUGUAGCCUCCGAUUAUUCCGCCGACGCCUUCCUGGCCGCGCUGCGCCGAUUCAUCGCACGCCGUGGACUUUGUCGAGCCCUCUAUAGCGAUUGCGGCACCAACUUCGUGGGCGCCGACACCCAACUGCGAGCGCUCUUUGCAGCUAGCGAUCAGAAGGGCCGGCGCAUCGGGGAAGGGCUCGCUGCCGAGAAGAUUGAAUGGCACUUCAACCCUCCGGCAGCACCCAAUUUCGGUGGACUCUGGGAGGCGGCCGUCAAGGCGGCGAAGCACCACCUCCGGCGCGUCAUCGGCGACGCCAGGCUGACGUUCGAGAAGAUGGCCACCCUGCUGGCUCAAAUUGAAUCGUGCCUCAACUCGCGCCCGCUACAGGCUUUGUCGGACGAUCCCGAGGAUUUCGAAGCGCUUACGCCUGGUCACUUCCUCGUCGGCACAGCACUCCACGCCGUCCUGGAGCCGUCCCUCGCCAUGGAAGCCCCGACGCGAUUAUCCAGGUGGCAACAUCUGCAGCAGCUGCGAGACCAUUUCUGGAGUCGGUGGACCCGGGAGUACCUCCAGUCUUUGACGCACCGGCCAAAAUGGUGCAAAGCCGACGGGGAAGUCAGCGAGGGAAGGUUGUGCCUCCUAAAGUGCGAGACGACGCCGCCGAAUAAGUGGCCCCUCGCCAGGAUCGAACGCGUGCACCCCGGGGAGGACGGGGUCGUCCGGGUCGUGCGCACGGCCACCUCUAGCUUUAAGCGACCGCUAUCAAAAAUUAUCCUCCUCCCGGUCUGUACGGCACCGGAGGACGACGCAUAA